Molecule: messenger RNA, 569 nt
Organism: Dacryopinax primogenitus
Lineage: Eukaryota; Fungi; Basidiomycota; Dacrymycetes; Dacrymycetales; Dacrymycetaceae
Exons: 2
Coding region: 78-509 (143 amino acids)
Source: RefSeq, a predicted model, not a curated record
GCAUCUUUGGGUUGCCAGCGCUCCUUUUCCCUCUACCAAAGGGAGCACGCUCCCCUAAGAGCGACAGUGCCUACGCUAUGUUUGUCACCUCAAGGUUACUGUUCUUCUACCUGGCAAUAUUCGUCGGCGCCAAUGUCGCCUCUCCGGUGGGACUGAACUGCUUCGAUUGUCCCGGGACCAACAAGCACGGCGCGGGGAAUUCGUUCCAGGACAUGCACCACGGUGGGCUCAUCUGCUUUUACUCGGGAAUGUCUGCGGCUUGUUCUUACGAAGCAACAACCGGUGAAGCGUGGCGGGAAAUACCAUCAGACUGUCUUCCAACCGCCCAGCCCGUGCACUGCUCAACAGAGCACGACUCUUCUUCUCCAGCGGCCCGGCCACCUGUUAAGGCGGGAUCCAUCAUGGGCGUCAUGAAGGGCAAGAUGGGGAACAGGCUGACCGCGCAGCAACGGGAAGAGAAGGCGCGCAUCUUGGCAGACUUAUUGGCUGGGGGACAGUUUGGCGCAUGACAUUUACGGGACGAUCUGUUGUAAUUUUCGAUUGUGAACAAUGCAUCAUCAGCUUCUGUA